UAUGAAGUGACGCAACUGGCUCGCAAGGUGCCGUUCAUGUAACAUCCAGGAGGCUGUAACGUUAUAAAACCCACAGUUUAAAGGAAAUGAAUCACACAGACAUGUAACUGAGCUUCUUAUUGUCUGAGACGAUGCUGUGUUUGGGUGUGAACGCGGUGAGAUCGUCGCUGUCUUUACAGAAGCUGUGCAUCCUCUCGCUGCUCCACCUGAGACAUCAGUCCUAUAACUGCACGGUGCAGUCGUGGAGGAGAGGUCAACACAGCGGUACCAUUCGCCGCUUCUCUUCUGGACCAGGUUCACCUACUCCUCCUGUACUGACUGACUCCUCCUCCUGCACUGAACCUGAACCCAGCCACAGUACCUCCACCUGGUCUCCUGACCAGGGCCCGCCGCCCGCUCCCACCCACUGCUGCAUGAGUGGCUGUCAUAACUGCGUGUGGAUCGAACACGCAGAGCAGCUGCUGGCCUACUACCACGACGGCGGCGACCGUGCACUCGCCGCUAUAGAGGAGAACGUCCUCGAUGAGAACCUUAAAACGUACCUGAAGAUGGAGAUUAGGCUCUUGAAAAAGGCAUGAUGGAUUUACUGCUGUGACAUCAUGGAGUGUAGAGUGAAGAAUCUGAAACUGACUGAGUGUUAGCACAGUAUAACACACUCCGGUCACAGAGUUUACCUCCAUGUUUUCACUUCCUCCUUCAGUGGGUCACACACACUGCAGAACAUUUCAGAAAACUGCCACUAGGUACCAGGUCAGUAUGUGAACAGUAAGAGUAGCUGUUGUCCUCAAAAAUCCACCCGUCCUGCCUGAAAUAAUGAAGCCAGAAAGAAUGUUGGCAUUUUAAGUCUCUGCAAACCACAGAUACAUUACGUGUGCAUGUUAUUAUGCAGUGGUUAGUUGAGACGUUGUGUUUCAGCAACACUGUGAUUAAUGUGCAGUUAGGUUUUGGCACAAAAACCACUUGGCUGUGGUGAGGAAAAGAUCACGUUUGGGCUAAAUGAAUCCCAGUUUUGGUGGCACAAUCACAGCUGGAGAAGCCGACGAUGUCUUGGUG
Epinephelus moara (kelp grouper) is the source of this 1053-nucleotide messenger RNA. RefSeq names its product oxidoreductase-like domain containing 1 (gene oxld1). The record is from RefSeq and is a predicted model, not a curated record. The transcript is spliced from 2 exons. NCBI's taxonomy places the organism in Eukaryota, Metazoa, Chordata, Actinopteri, Perciformes, Serranidae. Bases 132 to 578 code for a protein of 148 amino acids. Gene Ontology annotation, cellular component: mitochondrion.